Messenger RNA from Paraglomus brasilianum, 1696 nucleotides. The record is from the annotation of a GenBank genome assembly. NCBI's taxonomy places the organism in Eukaryota, Fungi, Glomeromycota, Glomeromycetes, Paraglomerales, Paraglomeraceae.
AUUCUCACUCUACGGAAAAGCAGUUACUUUAGUAUAUAUUAUACACCUUUGCCCUGGUGCUCGUUCUCAACUUAGUGAAACGGCUACCUUAGCCUUUGAGGUUACUACUCAGAGCACGCUAGACAUGAUACAAUGGCGACCACUGAUAAUGCUCGCUGCUGGAAUAGCAUUUAUGCUAAUUACUGCUUUAUCGCAAGACCCACAGAAUAAAAGCCCGAAAAUGAUUAAAUGUACACAAGAAAUUAUAUUUACUAAUAGUGCACCCGAUGGAAUAUUUCUAGUCGUCUUAGACGAUUGGGUGUAUUUAACUGCAAUAUGGAAGGAGCACGAAGAGGCAGGGACUGGAGAGAUCAAAGGUCUCAUUAAACAAUAUAGAAGACCCCUUCAGUCUGUUAUAUCGCUGAGACAUCCUUCUGCAAACGCAAGCAAGUCAUGGCAAUUAAUUUAUGUCCAUCAAUUGAAAGGACCGAUUGCCCACUUAUCGAAAUAUUGUUAUGCCAAUGUGACUAUUCAUUCAGCAGCUGCGAAUGUUGCAGAAUAUGAUUCCAUAGCAAUGCUGUAUUAUACACAAGAAGACGAGGAGUUGAGAUAUACAGUGAGAUUAUAUCGUAUUGGAAUAUUUAGGGAAGCCGAUCAAGCUACAGUUGGUGGAUGUAAAAGCCAUACAAAUAGUCCAUGUCAAAGUACUCCAUCAUUUCGAUUCCAAGACAUUACUCUACCAGGGACAAUGCCAAUUAAAGCAUUUUACGUGGACAACAGUAUGAUACUUUAUUCAAGGCAAGUGAUAUUGCAUUUUGAUAAAUACAAGUUUCGGAUGAUAAAAAUGCCAAAAGACAUACUGAACGACGAUGAGAAUCGCGUCGUAAUGAUAGAGUCGAGUGAGCCCGGAGUAUUACAAAGACUCAGUCAGAUGGAUUUGAUGAAUAAGACAACAACCACACUGAGAACGUUGCACAUAUCUACCCCAGGUGCCAUUCGUGUACUGUACGCAGAGGCUACUGGGAACGAAAGAGCGUGGAGCUACUCAGUGGUUACAUAUGACAAUGCAUCAUUUACUGGUAAUAAAUGGCGACGAAAAUUAAUAAUAUACGUAAGUGAUCACUAUUCAUCUUCCAAUACCUGGGAAGAUCACCAAAGAAGUGAAGAAAUCGAUGACAUGGACAUUCAUACGCAAGUUACACAUUUAGAAAGACCUAUGCUGCAGCCCAUAGUUGCGACGGCGCAGAACGCAACUACUAUCGCGAUCCCAUUAAGUGACAGCCUCAAAAGUUACGAUUUUAUACUACAUCUUAAGCCAGAACAGUACAAGGUACGUGAGAUUCGUAUCUCACUUCACGGAGACCGGAAUCCAUUUUUUAUUGGUGCAGAAAUCAACGCGGCUGCUAACCAAAUGGCUCUUGUCACAAAGGAUAAUUAUAUUCUGAUUUUCAAGCGCGGAAUAGCUGAAGUCGGGUCAGGAUCCCCUCAGAACCGACAACCAGUAAACCCAUCCAAAGUAGAAUCUGAAGAACAUGUCAAGAAUGCGUCGGAUGGAGGUGAAGCAUGGCAUAAGAGAAUGACUCUGAAAGUUACGUUUCCAUCAUAUGAAGAGUUUGACAACUUGUACGGUGGGGAUGUCAUAGCCGUUAAAUUAUUCAAUAAUUCAUCAUAUGCAGACGUUGAGGAAGGCACAACAGGAAACUUUUUGUGUAAGUAA